AAUAAGUGCAUUCUGGAUAAGAAUAGGCACAUAUAAAUACAGUAACAGAGACCGACAUAUAGAACAAGAAGAAGAAGAAGCAAAAAUUGAUCUUUCUCAAGAGGUUGACGGGAUCAGAAAUUACAGACAUCUGUAUGGAAAAGCAGCAAGACUGUACCAUAAGUUAUUCAGAUGGUGUUUCUCCAAAUUCAAGUUACAUGAGAGACAGUAAUCAAAAUGUGUUACAGUCAUCUGAGCAUGUUACUGCGGAGCAGAGAAUUGAUAUGCUGAAAGAGAACGUUGAGAUAAAGGAGUAUGAAAUGAAGGAAUGCACAGCUGAAAUGUCAAUUGAGAUCUCUGAAGUCUGUGAAGCUGAGCGCAGACAGGAACAAGAUAGACCAAGCUCAAACUGUGAGAUUGAAUUGCCUUCAAAACAGAAAACAUCUGACGCCUCAAAGGUAAAAGAUGAUAACAAGAGACCAAGAGCUUCAGUGAAAUCAAUAACCAAAUCUGUAGCUGGAAGCUGUAAAACAAAAUGCACGGUUCCCCAACCAUUUGCUCUGGCAACUGAGAGGCGUGCUUCUCAUGGAACUCGUCUUGUUGGGAAUGAUGCAGGCAUCGUUAGUGCUGCGCAGAAGUCAUCCGAAGGAAAUAAUUUGCAAGUCCCAAGAUCUGUACAAAACCAGGUUUCCUUAUCAGUUGCACUUAAGAAGCCACUACAAUCUGAUAACAAGCAUUCUGAUGAGGAAGACUCAUCGAUUGCCUCUUGUUCUGUGAUCUCAGCAAGAAAAUCCAGGGCCACUGUUGCGUCCGCUCCAACAUUUCGGUCAUCUGAACGUGCAGCGAGAAGGAAAGAGUUUUACUCAAAGUUAGAGGAGAAACAUCAAGCUUUGGAGGCUGAGAAAAUUCAAUGCGAGGAAAGAACAAAGGAAGAGAGAGAAGCAGCUAUGAAGCAACUGAGAAGGAAUUUGUUGUUCAAGGCAAACCCAAUGCCAAGCUUCUACCAGGAGGGACCUCCACCUAAAGUUGAAUUGAAAAAACCACCACCAACGCGUGCAAAAUCACCAAAGUUUGGCAGAAGGAAAAGUUGUGGUGACACAGUUGGCUUGGAUAAAGGUGUCGGAGCUUAUGACCAAGCAAGUAAGCAUAUUCUUGGUUGAAAUGCAAAUACCACCUUUGCUUCUCGAAAUAGUAAAGACUGUCCUAAUAUCCAAAGAGGUUCUGCUACUUACAACUUGAAUGAGUCCAGUCAUGGAGGGGAGACAAUUGAGUCAUAUAUGACUAAGAUGCAAGAAGAAAUCAAUACGGAUAAUAUCCUACAUUCUUGAGCCUUUGGUGAGUUUUCUAAUUUAAUAAAGGGAGAGCCAUUAUUUUCUUAUGUUUCAGAUCUUUUGACAGCUUUAAGGGGUGUACGAUUGACUUAUUAUUUAAACUGCAAAACCUUUUUUGCAGUGGUCUAUGUAACUUUAAUUUAUGAAGUGUAAAUUUCUGUAAGUUAUUCCCAUUCUUGUGUAAAGAAACUCCAAUUUCUAUAAAGUUCUAUUUCAGAAUA
Molecule: messenger RNA, 1531 nt
Organism: Nicotiana tabacum (common tobacco)
Lineage: Eukaryota; Viridiplantae; Streptophyta; Magnoliopsida; Solanales; Solanaceae
Product: protein WVD2-like 3
Biological process (GO): microtubule cytoskeleton organization
Molecular function (GO): microtubule binding
Source: RefSeq, a predicted model, not a curated record